AUGGACGCGCGCCCGCGACGGCGGAGGCCGCGCACGGCGGAGGAGGCGGCGGCGACGCUGCGGAAGGCGUGGUGCCGGCUGCGGCUGUCCGCGCGCGACCCGGCGCGCGUGCCGCCCUGGGACGCCGUCGUGCUCACGGCCGCCAGCCCCCAGCAGGCCGCGCUCUACAACCGCCAGCUCGAGCGCGCCCGCGCUCUCGGCCGCUUCCCGGCCUCCACCGCGGCCAUCGCCGUCCCCGACCCCGACGGCGCCCGCAUCGGCUCCGGCGCCGCCACGCUCCACGCCGUCGCCGCCCUUGCCCGCCACCUCGCCGCCCAGGCUUCCAAGGAAGAGAUCGGCGAAUUCCUUUCGGAAGAAGCAAAUGGUGGUUCGGGGGAUGAGGCCGCGAUCGCCGCGGCAGCGGGCGUCAUGGCGAAGAAGCACGUGCUCUUGCUUCACGCCGGGGGCGACAGCAAGAGGGUUCCGUGGGCGAACCCCAUGGGGAAGGCGUUUCUCCCUCUGCCUUACUUGGCCGGAGACAAUCCCGAUGGACCUGUUCCGCUUCUGUUCGAUCACAUUCUUGCCAUCUCCUCCAGUGCAAGGCAAGCUUUCAACAACCAAGGUGGGAUCUUCAUAAUGACCGGGGAUGUUCUCCCGUGCUUUGAUGCCUCCAACCUACAUCUUCCUGAAGACGCCGCUUGUUUUGUGACGGUGCCCACCACUCUGGAUGUGGCUGCUAAUCAUGGAGUGGUUGUAGCAUCAAAGGACGGUGGGGUUGAUAAGGAGACCUAUUCACUAUGUUUGGUUGAUGAUCUCCUGCAGAAGCCGACAGUGAGCGAGCUUGUAGAGGGCCAUGCCAUCCUAGAUGAUGGGAGAGCACUGCUUGACACAGGAAUAAUAGCAGCAAGGGGUAAAGCGUGGCAGGACCUUGUUACCCUUGCACUUUCAUCUAGCCAUACCGUGAUUAAGGAGCUCAUGACUAGUAACAAAGAGCUCAGCUUAUAUGAGGAUCUUGUGGCGGCAUGGGUACCAGCCAAGCAUGAAUGGUUGCGAAAACGUCCAUUGGGGAAGGAACUGAUUUCUGCUUUAGGAAAACAAAGGAUUUUCAGCUUUUGUUCAUAUGACUUCUCAUUUUUACAUUUUGGCACAUCUGUGGAGGUUCUUGAUCACCUGGCGGGUUCCUAUUCAGGACUUGUAGGUCGAAGGCAUAUGUGCUCACUACCAGAGACCACUGCUUGUGAUAUUGCAGCGACAGCUAUUAUUUUGUCUACCCAGAUUUCUUCUGGGGUCUCAAUAGGAGAGGACUCAUUGGUUUAUGAUUCAGUACUUUGUGGUAGAAUAAGGAUUGGCUCGCAAUGUAUUGUUGUUGCGGUGAAUAUAAGUGAGUUUCAUGGGUACAAUCCUCAGAUACUCAAUGGUAGCACUUGUUUCACAUUGCCUGAUCGACAUUGCCUCUGGGAAGUACCUUUGGUAAGCUCUGCGGGAAGAGUUUUGGUUUACUGUGGUCUUCACGAUAAUCCAAAAGUUUCUAUUAAGAGGGAUGGGACGUUCUGUGGCAAGCCAUGGAUAAAUGUCUUGGAAGAUCUUAGAAUCCAGGAUUCGGAUUUGUGGGAUUCAACUAGCCAGGACAAAUGCUUAUGGACUGCAAAGCUUUUUCCUGUCAUGUCUCUUCCAGAAAUGCUUAAUGUGGGCAUGUGGCUUAUGGGAUCAGCAUGUGACCCAGAUGGGAAAAUAGCUUCCUUGUGGAGAAAAUCACAGAGGAUCAGCUUGGAAGAGCUGCAUCAUGCUAUUGAUUACAGACAACUUUGCACUGAGUCGAGCAAGCAUCAGGCAGAUCUUGCAGCUGACAUAGCCAAGGCUUGUUUGAACUAUGGGUUACUCGGGCGUAAUCUGUUUCAACUUUGUGAGGAAAUGUUACAAAAGGAUACACGUUUAUCAGUCUAUGAAGAAUUACUUUCAUUUUUUCCAAGUCACAGAGAUCAGUAUCCUGGGGUUCUUCCUCAGAGCAGAGAAUAUCAGGUCAAGAUGGAUCUUCUUAGAGCUUCUGGAGAUCUUUCCACUGCAUGUGUGGUGGAAGAGAAAGUGUGGGCUUCCAUAGCAAGCGAAACUGCGUCGGCGAUAAAAUAUGGGUCAAAAGAGCCAUCAAGCAGCAACAUGUCUUCAAACCAUGGAAAUUUGCAUCCCAGGAAGGCUGUUGUAGAAUUACCAGUCCGUGUGGACUUUGUUGGGGGUUGGAGUGAUACUCCUCCGUGGAGCUUGGAGCGUCCAGGUUGUGUUUUAAAUAUGGCAAUAAGCUUGCAAGGAAGCCUUCCAGUUGGCGCUAUGAUAGAGACAACAGAAGACCACCUUGGAGUAAGAAUCGAAGAUGAUGCUGGUAGAAAUGUUUAUAUUGAUAAUCUGGCAUCUAUUUCUUCUCCAUUCAAAGAAAGUGAUCCAUUCCGUCUUGUCAAGUCUGCUCUUAUUGUUACUGGAAUCCUUGGUCACAAGAUAUUGUCAAAAUCUGGCCUGAACAUUAGGACAUGGGCUAAUGUUCCUCGUGGAAGUGGACUGGGAACUUCUAGCAUAUUAGCAGCUGCUGUUGUUAAGGGACUAUUUCAAGUAAUGGAAGACGUCGAAAGCGAUGAUAAUGUUGCUAGAGCUGUGCUAGUGGUGGAGCAAAUAAUGGGGACAGGUGGUGGGUGGCAAGACCAAAUUGGUGGCCUAUAUCCUGGGAUCAAGUGCACCCAGAGUUUUCCAGGACAACCAUUACGGUUGCAAGUUGUUCCUUUGUUGACCACUCCUCAAUUGAUUCAGGAAUUAGAAGAACGUCUCCUGGUUGUAUUCACCGGCCAAGUAAGGCUCGCCCACCAAGUCCUGCAGAAAGUUGUGACUCGGUACCUCCGUCGCGACAACAUCUUGAUAUCCAGCAUCAAGAGGCUUGCCGAAUUAGCCAAAAUCGGGAGAGAAGCCCUGAUGAAUGGUCAAUUGGACGAGCUCGGCGGCAUAUUGCUGGAGGCCUGGAGGCUGCACCAGGAGCUAGACCCUUUCUGCAGCAACAAGCUUGUGGACGAGCUGUUUGCUUUAGCCGACCCUUACUGCUGCGGUUACAAGCUGGUCGGAGCCGGUGGCGGUGGCUUUGCGUUGCUGCUUGCCAAGAACCCGAGCUGCGCCAAAGAACUUAGAAGGGCACUUGAAGAGUCUGCCACCUUGGAUGUGAAGGUGUACGAUUGGAACAUCGCCAUGCCACGGUGA
This is a messenger RNA of Miscanthus lutarioriparius, 3210 nucleotides long. Lineage: Eukaryota; Viridiplantae; Streptophyta; Magnoliopsida; Poales; Poaceae. The record is from the annotation of a GenBank genome assembly.